Ascochyta rabiei is the source of this 1593-nucleotide messenger RNA. Its product is annotated as protease B nonderepressible form. NCBI's taxonomy places the organism in Eukaryota, Fungi, Ascomycota, Dothideomycetes, Pleosporales, Didymellaceae. Gene Ontology annotation, cellular component: glycosylphosphatidylinositol-mannosyltransferase I complex; endoplasmic reticulum membrane. Gene Ontology annotation, biological process: GPI anchor biosynthetic process; protein processing. The record is from RefSeq and is a predicted model, not a curated record. The transcript is spliced from 3 exons. Gene Ontology annotation, molecular function: mannosyltransferase activity. The coding region runs from base 1 to 1593 and encodes 530 amino acids.
AUGAAGCAACGGAUAACAUAUGUUGUGACGGAGCCCGAAUCUUUUAACCCUGAGCAGAUCAGCGUUCAAAAAGGUGUCAACGGAAAUGCCGACAUCUUCAAGUUGAACGGCGUCAAUGCAGCGAAAGAACACCGUAUCACACUUGGUCUCGAUGAGCUAUCUCAGACUCCAAUCGAUAUCAAAAAUCUCAAGCAAUGGCAUGAAUUGCAUAUCCGCUGGACUUCUGAGGUUCCAUAUUCAUUAACUCCUCCAUUCACGUCACGUGUAUCACCAGGCCUACACAUCUUCUUCACGCCAUCAGGAGACAGCAAUGAAAUCGACCUCUGCAAGGAAAUACAAUCGAUCUUUGGUCAGCAUCUGAAGUGUUCAUCAUAUAACGAAACAGCGAUCAAGAUGCCCAUGCUAUCAGAGCGCUUUUCCAUGUCUACAGCCUCGCAGUACUACUCGCCAUUCUCGUUUGACGAACUCAACAAGUCAUUACUUUCAGAGGUAACUUGUCCGAAUGACAAUGAUACAUGCAGGUAUCUGAAAAAAUACCUGCCGUCAGCUUCAUACGUUGACCUCGACUACGAUGCAAUCUCACAAGCUUGGAUUUUCACCGCUGUUUGGCCCAAAGCACCCAGUGACGCAGGAUGGACGGACACAAUAGUCAAACGUCAAGAGGAGCAAUCGACAGUCGAGAUUGGCGUUCUAGCCCACGAACCCAACACGGACCCAGAGGACAUCCAGUUUGGAGGGUUCCUGGCCGUGCUAGGCCAGGAUGACAAACCAAAGCCAACACGUUUCCAAACACCAACCCGACACUAUCCCCUUCUGACAGCAGACCCUUACAACCCCAACUCCACCCCGAAGCUCUCGCCUCUGACGUACACCACCUCCCUCCAACGCCCAACCGGUCUUCACCCAACGCUAAUGCUCACCUUCCCGACCGAGCAUCUCACCCCACCCGACCCAACGUGCAAGCUGCACACGCACCUCACCCUGCCCUCUACCCUCUUCAUCGACAAAUACCAAUUCAACGACCCGCUCUUCCUAGCCUCGAAGAACAUAAUUGCCCUCCGCAGCAUCGCCGGCGCCACCGACCUCGAAGCCCCAGACUGGGUCGUCCCACAAUGGGGAUCCGCAUCUCUAUUCGAGCUGGCCUCGCCUUCGAUUCCAUCUUCUGACACCAACACCGACACUCGCACUAAUCACGUCAAUGCAGGAAAUUGGAACAUCUCCAUCCCCCUGCACCUGCGCUAUCUUCCAGCCUCCAACGCAUCCCACACGGUCGCCAGCGUCCCCUGGCCCGUCGUCUUCUGGGCGUGCCGCGCCGACGAGGGCGAGAAGAUGAGUGUGAAUCCAUUCGACCGCAGACAUCUGGGGUAUGAGGCAUUGUUUGGGCCCAAGACACGGUUCAUGCAUGUCGAGCCUGCGACGAGCACAGGGAAGAUGGUGGAGACGAUCGAUGUGCCUGUAUUGGAUACAAGGAAGGCUGCUUGGGUGGAGACGGGGACUGUGGGUGUUGUGCUUGUUGCGUUCUUGGGUCUGUGUUGGGUGCUGUUUGGAAGGAUUGGAGGACAGAGGGUGGAGAGGGAGAAGAAGAAGCAGUAA